AUGCAACUCCCAACCCCAUCAACACGCCACGUCUCGUUCGACAACGUAUACGAGCCGGCCGAAGACUCAUAUCUCUUCCUGGACACGCUGUCAACCCCCACGGAAACCGAAUGGCUGCACGCACGCUUUUCGGCGCCGUCCAUCAUUCACCAAAAUCAAGAUGACGACAAUGACACCAGCAAGAGAAACCCCGCGGCCGCCACACCACUCGUCGUGGAACUCGGCCCGGGCUCCGGCGUGAUCGUAGCGUUCCUGACGGCGCACGCGCGCCGGAUCUUCGGGCACGAGGGGAUCCUCAGCGCCUCGGUCGACGUCAAUUGGCACGCGUGUGUCGCGACGCGCACGACGGUGCAGACGGCUCUGGCGGAGACCAAGGACGCCACGACAACGAUCGCGGGUAGUAGCCCUAGCCUGCCCAACUCGAGCGUCUACUUGGCUUCGCUCAAUGGAGAUCUGAGCGGCAUGCUGCGCCCGGGGUCAGCGGACGUGGUCGUCUUCAACCCGCCGUACGUGCCGACCGAGAGCGUGCCGGCGCAGCAAUAUCACGGUCAUGGCCAAGAAGGGCAAUUGCCGCAAGUGAUGACGACGCCGACGUUCGAGGAGUCGUCACAUCUCCUCGCGCAGUCCUACGCGGGCGGGCGUGACGGCAUGGAAGUGACGAGUCGGAUGCUCGCGCAGCUGCCGGGGAUGUUGAGUGCCCGGGGUGUGGCGUAUGUGCUGUUCUGCCGGGGGAAUCGGCCGGAUGAGGUCAAGGCGUCGAUUCGGGGUUUGGGUGAUGCUGCGAGCGGAGGGGAGAGGGAGGGAGAGGGGGAGGGAGAAAGGAGGAAAUGGCAUGCCGAGACGGUGGGUGAGAGUGGGAAGACGGCUGGAUGGGAGAAGUUGGAGAUUGUGAGGAUUUGGAGGGAGUAA
This is a messenger RNA of Exophiala bonariae, 909 nucleotides long. RefSeq lists its product as uncharacterized. Gene Ontology annotation, cellular component: eRF1 methyltransferase complex. Bases 1 to 909 code for a protein of 302 amino acids. Gene Ontology annotation, biological process: methylation. The record is from RefSeq and is a predicted model, not a curated record. The transcript has a single exon. Lineage: Eukaryota; Fungi; Ascomycota; Eurotiomycetes; Chaetothyriales; Herpotrichiellaceae. Gene Ontology annotation, molecular function: protein methyltransferase activity; nucleic acid binding; S-adenosylmethionine-dependent methyltransferase activity.